Molecule: messenger RNA, 1389 nt
Organism: Oryctolagus cuniculus (rabbit)
Lineage: Eukaryota; Metazoa; Chordata; Mammalia; Lagomorpha; Leporidae
Gene: F9
Product: coagulation factor IX
Biological process (GO): zymogen activation; blood coagulation
Cellular component (GO): extracellular region
Molecular function (GO): serine-type endopeptidase activity; calcium ion binding
Source: RefSeq, marked provisional
AUGCAGUUCCUGAACACAAUCAUGGCAGAAUCACCGGGCCUCAUCACCAUUUGCCUUUUGGGGUAUCUACUCAGUGCUGAAUGUACAGUUUUUCUUGAUCAUGAAAAUGCCACCAAAAUUCUGAAUCGGGCAAAGAGGUACAAUUCAGGUAAACUGGAAGAGUUUGUUUCAGGGAACCUUGAGAGAGAAUGUAUAGAAGAAAGGUGUAGUUUUGAAGAAGCUCGAGAAGUUUUUGAAAACACUGAAAAAACUACUGAAUUUUGGAAGCAGUAUGUUGAUGGAGAUCAGUGUGAGUCCAAUCCAUGUUUAAAUGGUGGCAGUUGCAAGGAUGACAUUAAUGCAUAUGAAUGUUGGUGUCAAUAUGGAUUUGAAGGAAAGAACUGUGAAUUAGAUUCAACUUGCAGCAUUAAGAAUGGCAGAUGUGAGCAGUUUUGUAGAAAGAAUCGUAAUAACAAGAUUAUCUGCUCCUGUACUGAGGGAUACCGACUUGCGGAAAACCAGAAGUCUUGUGAACCAGCAGUGCCAUUUCCAUGUGGAAGAGUUUCUGUUUCACAUGCUUCUAAGAAAAUCACCCGUGCUACGACAAUUUUUUCCAAUACGGAGUAUGAAAAUUUUACUGAAGCUGAAACCAUUCGGGGUAAUGUCACUCAAGAUGCCCAAUCAUCUGAUGACUUCACUCGGAUUGUUGGUGGAGAAAAUGCAAAACCGGGUCAAUUUCCGUGGCAGGUCCUUCUGAAUGGCAAAGUUGAGGCGUUCUGUGGAGGUUCUAUCAUUAAUGAAAAAUGGGUCGUAACUGCAGCCCACUGUAUCAAACCGGAUGAUAAUAUUACAGUUGUUGCAGGUGAAUAUAACAUUCAGGAGACUGAGAAUACAGAGCAAAAGCGAAAUGUGAUUCGAAUUAUUCCUUACCACAAAUACAAUGCAACUAUCAAUAAGUACAACCAUGACAUUGCCCUUCUGGAACUGGAUAAACCCUUAACGCUAAACAGCUAUGUAACACCUAUUUGCAUUGCCAACAGAGAAUACACAAACAUCUUCCUCAACUUUGGAUCUGGCUAUGUGAGUGGCUGGGGCAGAGUCUUCAACAGAGGGAGACAAGCUUCAAUUCUUCAGUACCUUAGAGUUCCAUUUGUGGACCGAGCCACAUGCCUUCGGUCCACAAAAUUCACCAUCUAUAAUAACAUGUUCUGUGCUGGUUUUGAUGUGGGAGGUAAAGAUUCAUGUGAAGGAGACAGUGGAGGGCCCCAUGUGACAGAAGUGGAAGGAACCAGUUUCUUAACUGGAAUUAUUAGCUGGGGUGAAGAAUGUGCAAUUAAAGGGAAAUAUGGAGUAUAUACCAGGGUAUCCUGGUAUGUCAACUGGAUUAAGGAAAAAACAAAGCUCACUUAA